Messenger RNA from Coccomyxa subellipsoidea C-169, 675 nucleotides. Its product is annotated as DNA-binding TFAR19-related protein. The record is from RefSeq and is a predicted model, not a curated record. Gene Ontology annotation, cellular component: cytosol; nucleus. NCBI's taxonomy places the organism in Eukaryota, Viridiplantae, Chlorophyta, Trebouxiophyceae, Coccomyxaceae. The transcript is spliced from 5 exons. Gene Ontology annotation, molecular function: DNA binding. Bases 106 to 516 code for a protein of 136 amino acids.
GGACAAAUCGCACUGAAGGAGGUUGAAAAGGGAGAUCUUGAGAUCUACGGACUCGCCCUCGUUUCAUCACUGCACAUACAUACAUAGCCAGGACAUUACACUAUAAUGGCAGAAGAUGCAGAACUGGAAGAAAUCCGGCAGCGGCGCAUGCAGCAGCUCAUGUCCCAAUAUGGUGGCCAGGGUGGGGCGGGCGCUGGUGGGCUGACGCCAGAGGCACAGCAGGAGCAGGAAGAGGCGCGGCAGCAGAGUGAGGAGCGGCGUGCCGCUAUGCUGGUGCAGGUCUUGCAGCCCCAGGCCCGGGAGCGCUUGGCGCGGAUAGCACUGGUCAAGCCUGACAAGGCGCGGGGUGUGGAGAAUCUGGUACUUCAGAUGGCACAGAGAGGGCAGAUCACAGAGAAGGUUUCAGAAGAUAAGUUGAUUGGACUGCUGGAGCAGAUAAAUACCCAGGCAUCCAGCAGGUCACAAACGAAAGUGACCAUACAGCGGCGAAGAACAGCAUGGGAUGAUGAAGACUGAUACUUGAUUGUGGCUGUUUCAAAUGUACACCUUUUACUCGGCACAUGCAUGCCAUUGUAUCAAUACCAAGGAUUGCUGAGCAUUAAAUCAUUGCUCAGGUUGCUUUCUGGAAGUUUACACUUUGAUAAAUCAACUUAUGAACUGCAAGUGCAAUAAACU